Molecule: messenger RNA, 3741 nt
Organism: Xenia sp. Carnegie-2017
Lineage: Eukaryota; Metazoa; Cnidaria; Anthozoa; Malacalcyonacea; Xeniidae
Product: enhancer of filamentation 1-like
Exons: 4
Coding region: 444-3416 (990 amino acids)
Biological process (GO): cell surface receptor protein tyrosine kinase signaling pathway; cell migration
Cellular component (GO): plasma membrane; cytoplasm
Molecular function (GO): protein binding
Source: RefSeq, a predicted model, not a curated record
UAUUCAUUCAGAAGAAGACAAAGCUUGACGAUCGCGUCAGCCAGCAUAACUAUCACAAACUCAAUGGUCUAAUAUUUUUUGUGUUUAUUUAAACGAAGACAAAGCUUGUCCUUAAAACAUUCAUUGCAUUCAAGGCGGGUUGAGGGCGGAGAUAUCACAAGUAUAAAGUUCAAAUAAGAGCUACUUUGAGCGACACAUGCUUUAGUCCAACGUAUAUGGUCAGGUGUGUUUUGGACCAACGGAACGGUUUCUUGUUAGCAUUUAUACGAAGCUUUAUCGCCUUGCCUAUCUGGGUUGAAUCGUGUAUCUUUGUGGAGGAUUAUUAUCAAAUGUAACAUUAACUGCAAGUUAUUGCCUGUUGCUGUUGGUCAACAAAUAUAUUGAGUGGGAAUUACUUUUGGUUAAACAGCAAUCAAAAGCCGCAGGAAAGGUUCUUAUUCAGAAUGAGUUCGGUAGUUCGCGCUAAAGCUUUGUACAACAAUGAUUCGGAGGCAGACGACGAAUUGUCUUUCAAGAAAGGAGAUAUCGUGCAUGUUAUUGAAACUGAUUUCGAAGGAAUGUUGGGGUGGUGGUUGUGUUCACUUGGGGACAAACAGGGUGUAGCUCCUGGUAAUAGACUACAAUUAAUAUCCAUUGACGAUGAUGCAAUGGGACCUUAUGAUGCUCAUGGAAAUGCGUGGAAAGAGUCGUAUGGUGACGUUGACUAUGAUAUACCUAAAUCUUAUUCCCAAUCUGAACCUGAAGAUUAUGCGACACCUAAAUCCGACUCUCAAAGACAUGGAUUACUCUUACCCAGUCCUCAGGCUGUUAAUGCUGAGCGAAAUAGUAACACAUCCGAUGGAUUGGCGACAAAUGAAACUUAUGCUGCACCGUCUUUGCGCUAUAGCUCUGAGAGGUCUAGUGACGAGUUUCGAUUGUCCAGUGAAAUGUCCCACGGAAGUGGUUCUGAUGAAAUGUAUGAUGUACAGUCUCGUAAUUCCCUUGAGUCAGAUGAUGGUCAGCAACCCAAUCUACCACCCAAAUCAACAAAUACUUCAUAUAAUUCUCCAUCAAGUUCAAGAUACUCCAACCAGUCAGAUAGUCCGUACAGCUCAUUAAACAGCCACGAGUUAUAUGAUCGGUUGCCUGCCCACGAGUUAUAUGAUCGGUUGCCUGGCAACGAGUUAUAUGAUCGGUUGCCUGGCAACGAUUUAUAUGAUCGGUUGCCUGGCAACGACAUGCUGUAUGAUAAAUUACCUAAUCAUGAAACGUACAAUGAUGACACAAACCGAACUGUUUCCGUCAGCAGUCAAGAUUAUGUUAACAUGUCAAGUUCUUCCUUCAAUUCAACUAAAGAUCUUUACGAUGUACUACCAUCCACAUAUGGAGAGGAUUAUACAUUUCCUGAAAAACGUCAGCAGUUAGAGAACACAAAACGAACUAUUUCAGUUAGCAGUCAAGAUUAUGUUAACAUGUCCAGUCCUACUUUCAAUCCAACUCAAGAUAUUUACGAUGUACUACCGGCGGCUCACGAUGAAGUUGAUUCAUUCCCCGACAGGCGUUCGGCGCAACGGUUGGCGGAUGGCAACAAUAAUCCUACAGACGACAAAAAUGGAAUUUAUAGAGAGAUACACGAGAAAACAGAAUCGUACAACAGUUCUACUGGCGAGAAAAAAUCAGGAAGCCUAAAGUCAAACAAGAACUAUGAUAGUGACGAUUAUAUUGAUUAUCAGGAAAUUUAUGGAAUGGGCGAUAACAGUGAAAUAUCGAAGAAUAAUCAAGGUCAAAUGAAAGAGUCUGUUCUUGGAAAAAUUAACAUGGCAAAAGUACGCGAGCUACAAAUAUCACAUGGUUCAGCUCUUCAAAAACUUCAUAAAUUGCAACAAGCUGUGGAUGUUGCAGUUACGAAACUUUUGAGUUUUGUUACAGAUGACUGGAGACGUCCUGAAGUUUAUGCUUUGAACAUGAAUGGUAUCCGUGAUAUUUCUGGCAAAGUGAAAGUCGCUUUAAGACUAUUGACGGAGUUUGGAUUAAAUUCUUUGAAGAAUUCUCAAAAUCUAGGUGACGAAGAAACAUCAAAGAAGAUCGAAGGAAGCCUGACGCCAUUAUUAGAGUCAUAUUAUUCUAUCAAAAAUGCUAUACAGCAAUUGGAUGAAAGUAAUUGGAGAUCAGCGUAUCAGGAGACGUCUGAUGAUAAUUUGAAUACUAUAGUAAACCUUGCACGAUGUAUACCCAGUGGUGCUUAUUACCUUGGGGCAAUUGUUUCCAAUGUAGCAUCUAGAUUGUUUACGGAGAAAACAUCAGAUGGUAUUGUCAAGAAAGAAAUGAUACAAAAUAUUGUCAAGCAAAAAACUGUAUCCAACAGUCCCGAGAUGAGUAUUGUACACCCUGAUGCAACAUUCAUUGUUGCAACUAAAGACACAAGCUCAAAAACAGAGGUCAAGAACUCAAACACCACGCAUUCCCUUAAUGGUGCAGGCGCUUUUUCUAGUAGCACUCACAAUGAAAAUGUGUUAAAGGUUGCGAUGAAUAAAACCAGCUCAGAGCAUGUUGGAGAUGGAAUAGAAACACAACUUGUUUUACAGUCCAUCAAAAUUCCAACGCCUGUUCAAUCGAAGCCAAAAAGAGACAAAAAUAGAUCGGACAGUGGUUCAAAUACUUUAGUUGCUUCUUCUGUAUCUUGUCAAAAUCCUAGUACUUCAAACGAUGCAAGCACGGAAGCCCUAUCGCAGCAGGUGUCAGAACUUACCAAUAAUUUGCUUAAUCAAAUUGACACUGUCAAACCUUCCACGCACGGUUUUACGAGAAAAGGAAGCAAAAGACUUAGUCCGAAAACUGUGCGUAGAUUAUGUUCGAUAACCUUGAAAGAUGAUGAUAAAAUUGGUGAUAGAAUAUUUGAAAACAACGCUUCAAUUCCUCCUAAACCAUCCCGACAAAAUAGUUCUCCUGUAACUCCCACCAACUUUGACAACAAACGAUUAUCGCUUACGGGAACGAUGUCAGAUCCGAGUUUCACACACUCGAGAAUUUCAGACGAGAAUCGUUUACAAACUCUCGAGUCCUCAGUUGAAAAAAUGAACUGUGAAUUGAUCGUUUUGAAAGAAGCGAUAAGGGGUUUUGGUGAUAGCGUUCGCGAUCAUCAUAAACCAAAAGAUUUUGUUGCACACAGCAAGUUUAUUGUUCUCAGUGCACACAAGUUGGUGUUUAUUGGCGAUGGUGUGUCUCUAUGUUUGCAAGUUGACGAUGGUCGAGUAAUCUCUUCUCUGACUAAUACUCUUUGUGAAGUAAUCAACGCGUUUGUGGAGAGUAUUAAAAUAGCAGCACAACAUUAUCCAGAGGAGAAUGCGAUGAAUAAUAUGAUAAAAAAUGCGACAAAUGUCACAGAGAAAGCAUUGGGCUUGUAUAGUUCGAUAAAACGUCUAACUAGAAAUAACUGAUGUCCAUAAGUAAAAUGAAUGGAACUACUCCAACGUUAAUGUUGAUGUAUUUAGGUAAAUAUAGGAGUAUAUCUAACGAGGUUUGCUCAUAUCACUAACAUUGAAUUGUGUUAUUUUGAACCACAAUUCCAAAAUCGUUCAGUUCUAUAGUAAAUUGUUCAGUUGAUUCAAUAAUGUGGAUGACCAAAAUUUGAACCAUGCAAACUACAUGAACAAAUUUUCAAUAAUUUUUAGUCGAUAAUGUAUUAAUUAAAUAGACAGAUGUAGUUAACAAUGACAAUGUUAUAUCAAAGAAGUAGGUACUUAAAUGAUAAAUUUACCAAAA